This is a messenger RNA of Fonsecaea erecta, 411 nucleotides long. RefSeq lists its product as hypothetical. The transcript has a single exon. The record is from RefSeq and is a predicted model, not a curated record. NCBI's taxonomy places the organism in Eukaryota, Fungi, Ascomycota, Eurotiomycetes, Chaetothyriales, Herpotrichiellaceae. Bases 1 to 411 code for a protein of 136 amino acids.
AUGACCUUGGCCGAAGUGUCCAAUGUUCUCCUGCAGGCCACUGUGGACAUCAUCGCCAGUGACGAGAUCUUACUUAUGUGGUAUCUGGUGGCCAAUGAGAGCAUCAAGUUUCAACAAUGUCUUCCAGAGAGCCAACUGUUGAUCUUAGUACGGCGAAACUAUAUUUACAGCCUGAUGCGCACGCGCCUCAGGAGUCAGACCAUUCCUUCCAAUCAGUUCAUCUACGCAGUGGCCCUCGCAGCUAGUGUGGAGAGAAAAUUAGGCAACACAGUAUCCUCGGAAUACCACCGUGGAGGACUGUGCAAUUUGUUCUUGAUCCGUGGCGGAAUCAAGACCAUCUCGGAGAUGCCUUUCCCACAAAGCUCAAUGAUUGUCAAUGUCCUCAUCGAACUUGGGCUUCCAGAGCUCUAA